CCACCAAAAUCUUUCAUGCUUGGUUGGACGUCUUGUACAUUCAACUGGGAGGACUUGUCAAAUGGCCAGAAUCAAUGGACAUGCAGUUGCCGACAGCAUUUCGCAACAAGACAUUUCGACGAGUCAAGUGUAUUAUUGACUGUACUGAAAUCUUCAUUGAAAGGCCAAGUAACAACAAAGCAAGGUUACAGACAUACUCCCGGUACAAGCAACACAACACAGUAAAGUUUCUGAUUGGGAUCAGCCCCUCUGGAGCCAUCAUCUUCCUAUCCCCUAUGUGGGGUGGACGAGCCAGUGACAAGGUCAUUACUUUCCAGAGUGGCAUCAUUGAGAAGUUUGUUCCAGGUGAUGUAGUUUUGGCUGACAGAGGCUUUUUCAUCGACACUGAAUUGGCAACCAGGGGUGCAAAGUUAACAGUGCCUGCAUACACCAAAGGCAAGAACCAACUCUCAAGACAAGAAGUUGAAACAUCUAGGGUGUACUCCAAUGUGAGGAUUCAUGUGGAGCGCGUUAUCAACCGCCUCAAAGACUGGGCUGUCAUAAAGGGUCCCCUGCCUAUCACUCUUGUCAAAAGAGGGAAGACCUCUGAGAAGUGUACCGUUGGCAAGAUGGUACAAGUGUGUGCUGCCUUGGUGAACUUGUGUCCUCCAAUCCUGGAAUAAUUUGAUGUAGUGCAUUGAUUGACUUGGAAUAUAUCCAUUGUCCAUUAGCUACAGCUUACACUCCAUUUUAAAGUUGUACAAUUCAACAAAGUCAUUGUCCAUCAUAUAAAUUGUAUUUAUUAAUAUCUUCAGUAGAUAAGUGCAAAGAAAUAUCUAAUAGAAUGUUAAUACUUUUAUCUGACGAUGUUAUUAUUUGACCAGAAUCAGUUGUUGGGCUUCCGACACAAUUGUAUAUGUUAGAAUGUUAUACAAAGACAUUGAACUCAUGUGUAUGUGUAUGUGUAACACAUAUAAUAAUUUUCAGAAAAUGGUGGGCCAGUUGCAGAAAGAUAUAGAUGGUGUUUUGUAAAUCAACCUGUAACUGUAAGAAAUCUGCACACAUAAUUUGGUUUUAUGUUUCAUACAACCAUUAAUUUGAAAAAAUUGGUUGCUGAACUAGCCUUGAGAACCAGGAAAGCAGUAAUUAGUUUAUAGUGUAUGAUGCAUAACUUUGGCGUGUUGACGCUCAAAAUAUUUUGAAGCUAUUUGUUCACAAAUAGAGCCUAUCUUACUCUACGUAUCCAAGAUGUGAGGAUUCCAGCAUUUUGAAAUUAUCAAAAGAGUACAUCUAGUGGUGUGUAAAAAGUUUCUUGGUGUGGGAGUCAACACCAACAUAUAUGGUAUAUGCAGGCUGUGGCAGAUAUCCCUUGUAUGUCAAUUCCUAUAUUAGAUGCAUAAAAUACUGACUAAAAAGUGUAUAUAUGCAUGAAAAUAGACUACCCAAAUGCUUACAAUAUGCUUGUUCAUCUAGAUGAUUUGGCUAAAGUAACAUGGGCAUCUCUUGUAAGAAACAUAUUUUCUCAUGGUUAUGGUUUCAUGUGGGUAAACCACUCAUCUGGCAAUGUGAAUCUCUUUGUAUCAAUUCUGAGAAAACUCCUAUCAAUAUGUUUAAUCAAGAUUGGCACUCAGUGUGAGAUAAAAGCCCACAAUAUGAUUCCUUUAGGUAAAUGAAGGAAGAUGUAUGUCGAUCGACAUGUAUUAGAAUUAGCCCAUUGUGUAAAGUAGAUAUUUCAAUGUUUAUUUGUCUGUCCAUCUUAAUUACAUUUGCGUAAACAAUAUAUUCCUGAAUGGUAGUUUGGUACAUAUCCAAGUCACCUACUGUAGCGUUUAAACAAUUCCUGUCUUCUAAUGAUAACUGUAUCAACUUAAAACUAUCACGAUACAUUUACAAUGCAAUGUCUAAGCAUGAUACUCUGUUAAAAUCGUCUGUGUAUUCAAUCUGUAUAUGAUUGUAUAAGGCCUGAAAUACAAACAUAUUUUGACUUCAACAUUGGUCAAAAUUGUAAAAUAACUGCAUUAUAGAAUUUGACAAGAAAAUUGCAAUAUUACCUCCCUUGGCCAGAUGUUCAUGUAAAUACAGUUGUCAACUACC
Haliotis rubra (blacklip abalone) is the source of this 2073-nucleotide messenger RNA. RefSeq lists its product as uncharacterized. Bases 75 to 662 code for a protein of 195 amino acids. The transcript has 2 exons. The record is from RefSeq and is a predicted model, not a curated record. NCBI's taxonomy places the organism in Eukaryota, Metazoa, Mollusca, Gastropoda, Lepetellida, Haliotidae.